Messenger RNA from Drosophila takahashii, 1740 nucleotides. RefSeq lists its product as uncharacterized. The record is from RefSeq and is a predicted model, not a curated record. NCBI's taxonomy places the organism in Eukaryota, Metazoa, Arthropoda, Insecta, Diptera, Drosophilidae.
AUGAGGCUAAAUUUGUUUUUAAUAGUUACCAUCGGUUUGGUGGACACACACUGUGUUUCCCUGAGAUACAUUUUAAACUCCCUUGAAGACGAGCUUCAUUACGAAACAGUUCUUCUUUUACAAAGUUCCAGUGAAAAUAAUUUGUGUUGGAAACAAAAGUAUAUUCAAAAUGAAGUGCCCAUCUUGAAUCUGAAUGCAAAUCAAAGCUUGUAUCUAAAAGAUACAUUUAAUACAAAAAUAUUGGCACUAGUUUGCAUGGAUAAAAACGAAGGAAAUACCAUGCUGGCUCUGUAUAAAAAUCUGGAAGAUAUUCGCGAUACUCCCACAAUAUUAUUCGUACUAUCGGGUUAUGAAAUACGUGAUUUAUUCCACGAGUGCAUAAAACAAAAUAUGCUUAAUGUGGUGGCUUUCAAGGGCUUGGAUAGGGAGUUUAUCUACAGCUUCCAGGCGUUCCCAAGGUUUCAGUUAAUUAAAAGAAGUGUGAAGGAGAUAUCUAAGUACUUUGAACCGCAUCUUGAGGAUCUGGGCGGCCAUAUCCUUACAACCUUACCCGACAACAUAAUACCCCGAACAGUGGUCUACAGGGACCCCGAUGGAAACCGACAGUUGGCUGGAUACCUCCACCCCUUUAUAAGGAACUAUGUGAGCACCAUUAAUGCUAGUCUGAAGAUCUGCUGGGAAUUUGUUCCGGAAGAUGGCAUGAUUCAGUUGCCGGAAGUAAUCAGACUGGCGGAAGUUAAUAACGUGGACUUUCCGCUGGGAAUUCACGGCAUUGAGCAUGGAUCGACCAAACAAAACGUUCCGGUGGAGGUUUCCAGCUGGUUCCUGAUGCUGCCCAUGGAACCCUGUGUUCCCCGAUCUCGACUCUUCAUCAAAUUGGGUUUGGAGAGGCUAAUACCACUAAUGGUCCUUCUAGCCGUAGUGCUGGCUAAUGCUCAUCGCAUAGAGGCGGGCUUAGGUCCUACGUGGCGUACUGAUUCAGUGGGUGAUAAGGUCUUUCGUGGAACGCUAGCCCAAACAUUCAUCCUACCCAAAAGACUCUCCCCCAAGCUGAUGGCCAUCUAUUGGUAUCUCCUGCUGAGUGGGUUCUUUGUGAGCAACUACUAUGCCGCCAGUCUGGAGACUUGGCUAGUACACCCUCCUUUGGGUCAACCAAUCCUUUCCUGGGAACAAAUGCGCAAUUUGAACUUGAAGAUCCUAAUUGUCCCCUCUGAAUUGGAGUCGAUGAAGAAAGCAGUGGGCCAGAAAUUUACAGAUGACCAUAGUGAUAUUUUCCAACUGACCAACUCGGAGGAGUUCCAGAACAAGCGAUUAUCCAUGGACCAAUCCUACGCGUAUCCUGUGACCUGGACAUUGUGGCCACUUCUGCAGCAGGCACAGACCAGACUACUGAAGCCCGUAUUCCGUCAGUCCCGGGAGAUAGUAUUCAUACCUCUUUUGAUCCUGGCCAUGCCCUUGCCGAAAAACUCUGUGUUCUACAAAUCACUGAAUCGAUACAAGUCCCUCACUCACCAGAGCGGAUUAUACGAGUUUUGGUUCAAACGGAGCUUCAGGGACUUACUUGCCCUACGGAAAAUCAAUUACAAAAUAGAUGCGAGACAAGAGACGUAUCGGGAUUUCGAGUGGAGUGAUUUUAGCUUUGUAUGGCUGGCCUUUCUAGUGGGAAGUAUCGCAAGUUUUCUAGCCUUUCUUGGUGAGAUUGAAUACUACAGGUGGCAAGGAAAAGGCUCCUCUCAUUAA